GAAAACAGUAUAGAAAAUAAAGUUAAUAUAGUCAGAGGUGAUGAACAAUAUUGUCAACCACCUUAACCUAGCGUUUGCUUACAGAACACUACACCCAAACCUGCAAAACUACACUUGUAAGGAUGCAAAGCAUGUUCACUAGAACAGGCCAUAGAGCAAACCUCAACAAAUUCAUGGGGAUUGAAGGCUAGCUCUUGUUCUCUGACCAAGGCAGGGUGGAGACAAAGAGUUGAGUACCCUGAGGCCACUGAAGAGUGAGGAAAUGGUGCUGAGGAGAAGGCCUCACAGGAUGUCUGAUAUCAGAUGUGGAAAGGAGGGAGGGAGGAAGGAGGCACCAUUUGCCUACCUGGACCCCAGCCCUCAGGCUCUGGCUUCUUGCCUGGCCCAGGGUCAUAGCAGAGGUGCUGCUGCCUCAUUCAGAUUGGCUAGGACACUGGUGCUCAGAAUCUGUCCCCAGAACUUCCUGGUUAGUCCCUUUAUCUGCCAGAUCCAUGGCCAACUUGUCCUCUUUGCUCUGGUCACAGAAGACACACAUCUCACAAGGAGUGAAGUGUGGUGACUACAAGAUGAGCUUCAUAUGCGAGGCCUACAUCUCAACCAAGACCAUAGAAAGGGCAUCCAGCACCAUUAAGUUCUUCUUCUCUGAGGCGUUCAUGGGUCAGCACUUCCAGGAGGUGGAGUUAGACAAAGGCGAGCCUCAGCCUGGAGACCUCUUCCUGUUCAAGUUGCAGUCUCCUAGGGCACAGUGGUUCGGGGCCCACGUGGGUGUUUACUGUGGCCACGGAGAGAUCAUACACUUUGAGGGUAGGACCUCUGGCAGUGGUGGACUACAAACCCUGCUGGGUUACUGCGAAGGUGUGGUGUGCAAACAGGGUCACCGCGCGCUGCAGCGCUCCCGAAAGCUCUGGCGUGUGCUUCGCAGACGCGGUGGCAUUGACCCCAAGGUGCUGGAGCGCCGCGUGCAAGAAGCGAUGAACAGCGAUCCUCCUCUCUAUAAUCCCACUAGCAGCAACUGCGUGCACUUUGCACUGAACCUGUUGGGCGUGGACUCAAUGUCAAUGGACAUGGACUUAACCACGGAUUAAUGUGACCUUGGGCCCUCCUGAGUGGGGCAGAGGAGGCUUCAGAAAGGAUCAUUAAAGUAUUUUCUAAAACUUG
Messenger RNA from Peromyscus leucopus (white-footed mouse), 1158 nucleotides. RefSeq lists its product as uncharacterized. The transcript has 6 exons. Lineage: Eukaryota; Metazoa; Chordata; Mammalia; Rodentia; Cricetidae. The coding region runs from base 492 to 1085 and encodes 197 amino acids. The record is from RefSeq and is a predicted model, not a curated record.